AUGGCGGAGAUGGAUUUUCAAUUCAAAUACGAGUGUUUGUGCACGAGCCCCAAAAGCAUAAGAGUUAACGAUAUUCACAACACCGACUAUCAACGGCGAAUAAAGGAACGCAUGAACGAAAUCGUCGAUCGAUCGUGGGACGAAACGGAUCCCAGCAUCCUUUCGCAGUUGACAAUGCUCUCCCAAUGCAUCCCGCUUACCAGCAAUGUCAAUGCGACCUUACCGGACAUUACCAUCCCCGACCGUGAAAAAGGAUUGGCGAUCAUGAAAAGCGUAAGCAAUAAAUUGCCGCCUUCCGGAUGUAGUUGCGCUUGUGAAGCAAUAUCCAACGUAUUAUCCACCGUGCUGGACGCAGGUUUGGCGGAAGUGAACAUCGAACCACUACGGGAGCAAUCCCUGCUGGAAAAGGUACAACUAUUAAAACCGUUCGUGCCAGCGUUCCACGAUGAUGUUUCCUUGUGCAAUUUCUUCAUGCGUGCCUGGAAACAGGCCGUUCGGUUUUAUUGUCCUAGACUGGUGGGCGAACUGGCGCAAGUCUACCCACAGUUUCUCGAGCCACUCGUAGACGCACUGAUGAAAGUACAGGACGCCGAUUACGGGUCGCUGCAGCUGCUGAAAGAAUUCCAAUUUUUAGCCCGCUGCCUUACGAUAGGCGAAUCCUUCUAUGCCAUACUGUCAUAUCUCGCCAAGCAAGACCGCGUUCGUGCCCAGCCCCUGAUUAGCGCUUGCAUUCGCUCUGCCAAGGACCAGCUGUCCAGCAAAGAGUACUACGCACUAUUCCCGCCGGCAAUUAGACCCUACGCCAUCGUAAUGAACGAGAUUAUCAAUCCCAACGAUACCGAUGUCGAAAUGCUAAUCGGUCAGUUACGAAGCGAGCGUCCUCACGAGUACAAAAUUCUCAUGAUGAUUUCCCCCGUGUUUUGCUGCCUGGACGAUGCAUUGCCUGAAGCAGCUAGCUGAGCGGAGAUUAAUUAAAAAUUGUAAAUAAAGCAUGUGAAACAAAGGA
This is a messenger RNA of Anopheles gambiae (African malaria mosquito), 1006 nucleotides long. RefSeq lists its product as uncharacterized. NCBI's taxonomy places the organism in Eukaryota, Metazoa, Arthropoda, Insecta, Diptera, Culicidae. The record is from RefSeq and is a predicted model, not a curated record. The coding region runs from base 1 to 960 and encodes 319 amino acids. The transcript has 2 exons.